AUGGAACACUCAGACGGGAACUGCGUGCGAGUUGCCGUCAACAUCCGCCCUCUGAUCACGUCGGAGCUUCUUCUCGGCUGCACAGAUUGCAUCACUGUUGUUCCCGGCGAACCUCAGGUGCAAAUUGGGUCUCAUGCGUUCACUUACGAUUAUGUUUACGGUAGUACGGGGUUGCCUUUGUCUGCAAUAUAUGAUGAUUGUGUAGCUCCUCUUGUUGAUGCACUCUUCCAUGGCUAUAAUGCAACUGUUCUUGCUUAUGGCCAGACUGGAUCUGGUAAGACAUACACAAUGGGCACCAAUUACACUGGAGGGGAAAGUUCUGGUGGAAUUAUACCCAGGGUGAUGGAGACCAUAUUCAAGAGAGUUCAGUGUAUGAAAGAAUCAAGCGAGUUUUUGAUUAGAGUAUCUUUUAUUGAGAUAUUCAAGGAAGAGGUAUUUGAUUUGAUUGAUACCAAUUCUUCAAGAGAAGUGGCUUCCACUGCAAAGUUCUCUGUACCCACCAGGGUUCCCAUACAAAUUAGAGAAACGGUGAAUGGAGGAAUAACACUGGCUGGUGUGACCGAGGCCGAAGUUAAGACAAAAGAAGAAAUGUCGUCUUAUCUCGCUCGGGGUUCGUUGUCACGUGCCACCGGGUGUACAAACAUGAACAGUCAAUCAAGUCGUUCACAUGCUAUAUUCACAAUCACUAUGGAGCAAAAGAAUGGUGAUGAUGUCUUAUGUGCCAAACUACAUUUAGUGGACCUUGCUGGUUCUGAACGUGCCAAAAGAACUGGUGCAGAUGGCAUGCGUUUAAAAGAAGGCAUUCAUAUCAACAAGGGUUUAUUGGCUCUUGGGAAUGUGAUAAGUGCAUUGGGAGAUGAAAGAAAGCGAAAAGAAGGAGGCCACGUGCCAUAUCGUGAUAGCAAAUUAACACGCCUACUGCAGGAUUCUCUCGGAGGAAACAGCAAAACGGUGAUGAUAGCAUGUGUUAGUCCUGCUGACACCAAUGCUGAAGAGACAUUGAACACUUUAAAGUAUGCCAACCGUGCUCGCAACAUUCAGAACAAGGCAGUUAUUAAUCGUGAUCCAGUGGGAGCUCAGGUGCAGAGAAUGCGAAGUCAGAUUGAGCAAUUGCAGGCUGAGCUGCUAUUUUAUAGAGGUGAUGCUGGAGGACCAUUCGAGGAACUUCAGAUACUUAAACACAAAAUAUCCUUACUUGAAGCAAGCAAUGCAGAGCUACAGCGGGAGCUUCAAGAACGUCGAAUAACUUGUGAGAGUUUAACACAACGUGCUUGUGAUGCUCAGGUUGAAAAGGACCAACUGAUCAUGAAAAUAGAAUCAAUUCGAAAUGGAAAAUCUUGGGAUGAGAUUGACUCAAAUUCAAAUCAGGAUUAUGACCUGGUGAAAUCUUAUGUGUCAAAGAUCCAAGAGUUGGAAGGUCAAUUGCUUCGUUUGAAAAAUUCCAAUACGAAAUCUAGUCAUUUUGUUGAUUGGGUUGAUUCCGAUGAUAGUGGAUUCGGGCCAAAGACUGAUUUAUUUGCAUGUGGUAAUGAGUAUUCAUCUGAUAGUGAUGCUAAAUCUUUGGACAUAACAGAUGAUAUGGAAGAUCAUGCAAAGGAGAUAGAACACUCUUCUCUUCAAGAAAAGUUGGAUAGGGAGCUCAAAGAAUUGGAUAAGAAACUUGAACAAAAGGAGGCUGAAAUGAAGCUGUUUAGUAACGCUGAUACUUCAGUUCUUAGGCAUCAUUAUGAAAAGAAACUUAUUGAGUUGGAACACGAAAAGAAGUUUUUGCAGAAAGAGAUUGAGGAACUUAGGUUCAAUCUUGCAAAUAUUUCAUCCGCUUCUGAUGAUGGAGCUCAGAAGUUAAAGGCCGAGUAUCUUCAAAAGUUAAAUGCUCUUGAAGCACAGGUCUCUGAGCUGAAGAAGAAACAAGAUUCUCAGUCUCAACUGUUGAGGCAAAAACAGAAAAGUGAUGAGGCUGCAAAACGACUUCAGGAUGAGAUCCAUAGAAUUAAAUCUCAAAAGGUUCAACUGCAACAUAAGAUUAAGCAGGAAUCUGAACAAUUUAGAUUAUGGAAAGCUUCGCGUGAAAAAGAAGUUCUCCAGCUUAAAAAAGAAGGGAGGAGGAACGAAUACGAGAUGCAUAAGCUGUUAGCGUUGAAUCAGAGGCAAAAGAUGGUAUUGCAAAGGAAGACAGAAGAAGCUUCCUUGGCUACAAAAAGGCUAAAAGAGCUUUUGGAAUCUCGAAAGGCUUCCUCGCGUGAAACUAUGGGUGGGAAUGGUCCUGGAAUUCAGGCUUUGAUGCAGGCAAUAGAGCAUGAGCUUGAAGUGACCGUCCGAGUGCAUGAAGUACGUUCAGAAUAUGAGCGUCAAAUAGAAGAGAGAGCUAAAAUGGCCAAGGAGAUCACCAGGUUAAAGGAAGAAACAGAGAUGAUGAAGCUUAACAGUACUAGUCUGUUUUCUGAUCGCUAAUUUAGUGAUGGCCUCGUAUCAAUGUCUCCGGGUGCAAGAAAUUCAAGGAUUUUUGCCCUUGAAAACAUGCUUGCUACUUCCUCUACAACACUGGUGUCAAUGGCAUCUCAGUUGUCCGAGGCAGAAGAGCGGGAACGGGUUUUCAGUGGCAAGGGACGUUGGAACCAAGUCCGGUCCCUUGCUGAUGCCAAGAAUUUGAUGAAUUAUUUGUUCAAUCUAGCAUCUUCCUCCAGAUGUUUAUUGCGAGAUAAAGAAGUUACCUGCAGAGAGAAGGACAUGGAAAUAAGAGAACUAAAAGAAAAAGUAGUAAGGCUAAGCUGUUCACUUCGACAAUUGGAAAUGAAGAAGGCUGAACUUAUUCACCAGUUGAAGUUGCAGACUGCAAAGAGAUACUCGGAAUCUGCGGGGUAUUCGGGAUAUUCUGACAUAAAUGUUGGAGGACAUCAGUAUGACUUGCGCAAGUUGGAAAAUCGACGAUCUACCAUCUUACUCGAGGAUAUGGAUAUAUCGGAUGCAGAAUCAGAUGAUUAUGAUAUAGAUGCAACUGAUGAUGAAUGGGUAGAGUCCGGAAAAUUACACUUCAGGAAAAGAAAAUCUAAAAGCGGACAAUUAAGCAUGGAAAAUAAUCAGUCAAAUAUCAGUUCAGAAGAUGUCAAAGAUAAUUCAACAGAAGAACUUGGAGGUACAUGUGUAGAAGAAACUGGAUCAGAUGUUUGCUGCUCUUGUAGUAAAAACUCGUUUUGCAAGACAAAUAAAUGCAAAUGCAAAGCUCUGGGCACAUGUUGUGGGAGUUCUUGUGGUUGCUUAGCAUCCAAGUGUGCCAACAGAGCAUCAGUCACAAAUGAGUCACAGGAGUUAACACAAUCGGGAUUGGUUGAAGGAACUGGAGAUGAUUCUGGUAUUGAGGAAACAGACAAAAAUCGCCUUCUUGCUGCUCAAGGUGCUGAGUUGCUUCAGGGUGCACUGGUUGAGAGGCCUGCUGAGGCAAACAGUGAUCAUGGGCCAAGAAAGCCCCUCUCCGAUAUUGGAAAUACACUGGCCAAAUCGAAUGCCCAGAAGGCUAAUCAGAGAAAGAAAUGGCGGAAGUCCACAUUAGUUCUUGUUUCAGAUCCGCCACCUUCCUUGCAGCCAGAUAAUUGUGAAGUCCCCAAGAAAGAAAAUAAUAGCAUUAGUGAAGCGGACGUAUCUAUGAAUAUACCACAGAAAAUGCCCUCAUCUAGACAUGAUAAUGCUCCGGUUGCCCCCAAGGCAGACAAUAAUUUUGGUGAGAUAGAUGUACCUUUAAAGAUACCACGGGCUAUGCGAAAGCAAGUUUCGUCAAAUGGGGGUGGCCUUCCACUGGGGGACAGGAAUGCUAGUAAGCCAGAUGAAUGUGUCAAUAAGAAGGAGCCUGAAGUUGCUGAAGCUAGAAGUCCGGUCCGACAAAAAAGAACACUUGAGAAAGAGAACAAUGGACGUUAAUCUUACAUCCAUUUCUUACCCUUUUAAGGGCAAAGCCCAGAUUUUAAGACGCAUGCCAUUACCAUACUCUUAUGGUGUAUCCGUUGAAGAUAGAAGAUUCCGUAGUGUAUGGGGUGACUAGACGUGUUUCAAAUUGAUUUUCGUUUGUCUUCGGCUGACGAAUAGAUUAAUUGGCGCUCUUUUCUUGGUUAUUAGACAUUUUAUGCAAGCGAUUUCGUGCUUGCGUUUUUUUAAUUAUCACGGCAUAUCCUUUGAGUGAAAUCAAAUCAAUUUGUAU
Gastrolobium bilobum is the source of this 4189-nucleotide messenger RNA. RefSeq names its product kinesin-like protein KIN-4C. The record is from RefSeq and is a predicted model, not a curated record. NCBI's taxonomy places the organism in Eukaryota, Viridiplantae, Streptophyta, Magnoliopsida, Fabales, Fabaceae. The transcript is spliced from 27 exons. Gene Ontology annotation, biological process: microtubule-based movement; mitotic spindle organization. Gene Ontology annotation, molecular function: ATP binding; microtubule motor activity; microtubule binding.